This is a messenger RNA of Equus quagga, 1271 nucleotides long. RefSeq names its product malate dehydrogenase 2 (gene MDH2). The coding region runs from base 69 to 1085 and encodes 338 amino acids. Gene Ontology annotation, molecular function: L-malate dehydrogenase (NAD+) activity. Gene Ontology annotation, biological process: tricarboxylic acid cycle; malate metabolic process. The record is from RefSeq and is a predicted model, not a curated record. Lineage: Eukaryota; Metazoa; Chordata; Mammalia; Perissodactyla; Equidae. Gene Ontology annotation, cellular component: mitochondrion; cytoplasm. The transcript is spliced from 9 exons.
GGUCGUUGGAGUCAUCUGAGUGCUGCCAGCUCGUUCGCUUGCCGGUCCGCGCCCCGCCCGCCCCAGCCAUGCUCUCCGCCUUCGCCCGGCCCGCCGGCGCCGCUCUCCGCCGCAGCCUCAGCACCUCAGCCCAGAACAAUGCGAAAGUAGCUGUGCUAGGGGCUUCUGGAGGAAUUGGGCAGCCCCUUUCGCUUCUCCUGAAGAACAGCCCCCUGGUGAGCCGCCUGACCCUCUACGAUAUUGCUCACACACCUGGAGUGGCCGCAGAUCUGAGCCACAUUGAGACCAGAGCGACUGUGAAAGGCUACCUGGGACCUGAGCAGCUGCCAGACUGCCUGAAAGGUUGCGAUGUGGUGGUCAUCCCGGCUGGAGUCCCGAGAAAACCAGGCAUGACACGAGAUGACCUGUUCAACACCAAUGCCACGAUUGUGGCCACCCUGACUGCUGCCUGUGCCCAGCAUUGCCCUGAGGCCAUGGUCUGCAUCAUUUCAAAUCCGGUUAACUCCACCAUCCCAAUCACAGCGGAAGUUUUCAAGAAACAUGGAGUAUACAACCCCGAUAAAAUCUUCGGGGUGACAACCCUGGACAUUGUCAGAGCCAACACUUUUGUUGCAGAACUGAAGGGUUUGGAUCCGGCUCGAGUCAAUGUUCCUGUCAUUGGCGGCCACGCUGGGAAGACCAUCAUCCCCGUCAUCUCUCAGUGCACUCCCAAGGUGGACUUUCCACAGGACCAGCUGACAACCCUCAUCGGACGGAUCCAGGAGGCCGGCACCGAGGUGGUGAAGGCUAAGGCUGGAGCAGGCUCUGCCACCCUGUCCAUGGCGUAUGCUGGAGCCCGGUUUGUCUUCUCCCUCGUGGAUGCGAUGAACGGAAAGGAAGGAGUUGUCGAAUGUUCCUUUGUUAAGUCUCAAGAAACGGACUGUCCCUAUUUCUCCACGCCAUUACUGCUGGGGAAAAAGGGCAUCGAGAAGAAUCUAGGCCUUGGCAAACUCUCCUCUUUCGAAGAGAAGAUGAUAGCCGAGGCCCUUCCUGAGCUGAAAGCCUCAAUCAAGAAAGGAGAAGAGUUUGUAAAGAGCAUGAAAUGAGAAAGCAGCUGAUGAGCAGCUGUUUCCCUAACUUAUUAAGGCGUCAUGUCAUGUAAAGCCAUUUCAGACCCCUUUGUAUUUCACUUUGCUUCCAUGAUGAGUGUUGUAUUACUGUCACCGUCCCUUCCAGAUCUCGGGCGGUCCGCUGGUGCAUCAAUAAAAGCAGGCUCUGGUUUUCUUUUUCAA